Zea mays is the source of this 710-nucleotide messenger RNA. RefSeq lists its product as uncharacterized. Bases 233 to 529 code for a protein of 98 amino acids. Lineage: Eukaryota; Viridiplantae; Streptophyta; Magnoliopsida; Poales; Poaceae. The transcript is spliced from 3 exons. The record is from RefSeq and is marked validated.
CGCGAAUCCUCCAAUCUGUCCUUGCCGCCGCCGCCCGAUCCAGGUCUGCAGACUGCUCACUUCUCCCCACCCAACGCGGCGGCACUCCUUCUCCCUCCCCGAGUGCCUGCUGUGCGCCUGUACUUCACACCGGCGUCGCCCCCUCCUCCAGAACUCCCCACCGGAGCCACCCUCACCCGUCACGCACUCCUCCGCUGAGUGCAGCAAGUGCUGAUCAGUGGGUGGACGGGAGAUGGUGCUGAGGCGGGCGGCAACCGAAUGCCCCAAGAAGGUUGCGGGGCUGAAGGAUCUGGUGAACCUGCCAACCCAGCUGCGAGAGUUCGCCGGAGGCCGGUCCCAAAUGUCACAUAUCUCCUUCUUCCUCAGUGUCUGGUCGUACAUCAAGGACAACAAACUUCAGGACCCAACGAAUAAGAACAUUGUGAAGUGUGAUGAGAAGCUGAAGACCGUAUUAUUGGGCAGGUCCAAAGUGCAACUGUCUGAACUCCCAAUGAUUGUUAAGCUCCAUUUCCCAAAAUUGCCAAAGUAGUGACAACAUAGUAUUGUAUAUUGAAGUUCUGUGGGACCCCCUACAGUAACUUUUACUUCAAAAAAAAAAGUUCUGUGGGAACAUGAUAGGAUAGAUAGAACACUAUAUGUAUUGUUUUGCUGAAAUUUCCAUUUACUGUCUGUAUGUACUGGAGCGAUCUAUACAUCGAGCAUACCGAUUA